AUGCACGGAAGCGAAGCGCGAGAAAACGCAGAUGCGCGCAAGGCGCAGGAACGCGCGCGCGUAGUAAGUGGGUGGAAAGUAACUAAAGUAAGCGCGCCUAAGCGUGGUCAUGCGGAGCCAAAGCGCUACCGAGUAGAAAUGGAAAUGUACGCACUAGAGGGCUUGGUGGACAGUGGAUGGAUGCUUCUAGAUGGCUGGUGCUAUAAGGCACUCAAGCGCGGGAACGCCUACAUCUUCAAGUUGAUGACCAAAACAGAGGACUUUGCAAGACAUGAUGGAGCUAUGGAUGGAACAUGUACCGUCAUCUAUGGCCAUCACGAAUACCUAAAUCACCAUGGCCAACCCGAAAUGCUAGAUCGUCUUAAACAUGUUUAUGUUGAUGGUCUCAUAAAUGGGGUGGACAUCAGGAGAUUUACUGAUGAUUUCAGCGCCCAGGCCAAAGCUCAAACUACCGUGGCAAGUGUCAUUAUGGCGGUCAAUGCCAGCAUCCUUGCAGUCCCAGGUCUAGGUACACAACUGGCUAUGAAGGCAUUGUGUUCCAUCUCCUUCAUUCUCUGUGUCUACAGCAUCAUCGGGUGUGCAAUUGCACAACAAUUGGUUCAAAGCUUGAGAUACCUUGACUUUUCAGCAUAUUACUUACAAGAGGAGAUGGGCACUUUUGUGAUCCUUAGUUUGGCAUUUGCCAUCAUUGGAGUUCUAGCAGGGAUCUUCACUGUUGAAUUUGGCCUUCCCUUGUCCGAAAGGAUAGGAUGCGGGCUGAUCCUUGUUGUUGGGGGAGGGCUCAUGAUUCCAUUGACAAUGGCCAGCUUUGGGCCUGGACUGAUUCAAUGA
Messenger RNA from Suillus discolor, 831 nucleotides. RefSeq lists its product as uncharacterized. The coding region runs from base 1 to 831 and encodes 276 amino acids. The record is from RefSeq and is a predicted model, not a curated record. The transcript has 10 exons. Lineage: Eukaryota; Fungi; Basidiomycota; Agaricomycetes; Boletales; Suillaceae.